ACUCCUCUCAAGUCCUCAACACCACUCCAGCCCACACUCCACCAUGACCGGCUCCUGCUGUGGCUCCUUCUCCUCCCAGAGCUGUGGAGGCUGCUGCCAGCCCUGCUGCUUCCGCGACCCCUGCUGCUGCCGCCCAGUGUCCUGCCAGACCACCGUGUGCCGCCCCGUGACCUGUGUGCCCCGCUACACUCGCACCAUCUGUGAGCCCACCGGCCGCCCCAUCUGCUGCGACCCCUGUGGCCUGCAGGAAGGCUGCUGCCGCCCCAUCACCUGCUGCCCAACGUCCUGCACGUCCGUGGUCUGCAGACCCUGCUGCUGGACCUCCACCAGCUGCCAGCCCAUCAGUGUGCAGGCGCCCUGCUGCCGCCCCCACUGCUGCCAGCCUGCUCCCUGCCGCACCAUCUGCAGGACCUCCCACUGCAACCCCUGCUGCAACUCCUGCUGCUGAGCCCCUGCUGUCUCCACAGAGCACCAGAGCCUAACCACCUAUUGGGCAUUUUAAUCAAGUUGCAAGAAAAUAAAACUUUUUUCAAAGGUGACAACGGUUAGUUUUACAUCCUACCAUCUGGAGGCAGUCUCAUGUAAGCGGAUUUUCAUCACCACCUUCUGCCCAAUUCCCAGGCAUCUACCUCAGCCAACGACAUCAUAGGUGAUCAGUCAACCUUUAAAUGUUCCCAAAAUGGACUCUGCAAACCCAUCCUGAACCUGAUGGUAUGGGCUGCCCGAACCCUCGCCAUCAUCCUCUGUAAUGCAUUGCUCACUGUUGUCAAUAAACUAAUUUUUCCUGGCAUAGCAAA
Messenger RNA from Ictidomys tridecemlineatus (thirteen-lined ground squirrel), 797 nucleotides. Its product is annotated as keratin-associated protein 2-1. The record is from RefSeq and is a predicted model, not a curated record. NCBI's taxonomy places the organism in Eukaryota, Metazoa, Chordata, Mammalia, Rodentia, Sciuridae.